ACGUCAUGAGCAGGGAUUAUUAUCGCAAGCCAGAAGCUCUAUACAUCAUAACAAUAUCAGAUACUACUAAAGAUAAUGUUAAACUAAUAUUUCAGACACUUUGGAAGUAUCAUAUUAUACGUACCCUUAUCAUUGUUAGAGAAACAAAUAAUUAUUCAUCAAUAUAUACCUAUUUUCCAUAUGCAGAUGGUGGUUGUGGCCGGAAUUAUAGUAAUGUAAUUAAAAUAAGUGAUUGCAAUAGUGUUAAGAAAACUGAUAUUAUGCACUCGAUACGUGAACGUGAUAUUCCUAUCCUUAAGAAUUGUGUUUUACAAGUAGGAACUCAUAAUUACCCACCAAUAGUUAUAUCAGAGAUAGACCCGAAAAAUAAAUUCAUUGUUGGAAUUGAAAUAUAUUUUUUGAACAUUUUAGCAAAAAUUGAAAAUAUAUCUUUAAAUUAUGUAUUUCUUCCCGAAUCUGAAUUUGGCCAAGUAUCUGAUAAUUUUACUGUCAAUGGAAUAUUGAGGAAAUUACAUGAUAAUGAAGUGGAUUUGGUGAUUGGGGGAUUUGCGUUAAACAGUCGGCGGGCGCUGUUCUUUGACUAUAUAUGGACCCACUUUGCGUAUGAAGAUAGUUUUGUUACUGUGACUCCUAGUGCCGGUCUCGAAGAACGAUGGAAAAUUAUUUACAUAGUGUUCAAACCACUGGUCUGGCUACUAUUACUAUUCAUAUUCUUACUUUGUUCAUUUCUUCUUUCAAUUCAUGAAUGUAAUUACACUGUACUUAAUAAUAAUAUAUCUUCUGAACUUCUUACUCUAAUUGGAAAUUGUACACAAAACAUUGCAUUAAGUCUCAAAGGACAAAAAUUUAAAAAUUUGAUUAUUGUUCAUUGGCUAUGGUUUGCGUUUUUAGUAAAUUGUUUUUAUCUUACUAAGCUAACAAGUUUUACUACAUACCGGAUCAGCAAUCCACAAUUGAAUGAAUAUAUGUCUUUAUACAAUUUCAACUUUACUCCGUGUUUCGCACUUGACAUAGCUCCUUUUUUGAAAAGCUCUGGUCAAGUUCCUAUUAUACAUGAAGAAUAUCUAGAAACAGUUGGUUGUGAAACUGCCGAUUUAGCCAUGGAUAUGGUGGCAAAAACGCAAAAUAAGUACACAGUCACACACUACUAUCGGUACCUUUGGUGGAUAGCUAAAAAUCCAAUGAAAAAGGCACAGAUACAUCUCAUGAAAGAGAAACUGUACAACGCUGUUUAUGCCAUAUUUGUAAAACGCGGUUGCCCACUUUUAAAAGAUUUGCAACUUAAAAUGUUGCGCUUAGUUGAUAACGGUUUUGUGGUUGCUGCUAAAAAAAUUCACUUGAUUGAUAAUCAUGUAGAUACUAAUAAACGUCUUGAUGCUGACAUAUCUAUAUAA
Messenger RNA from Cydia fagiglandana, 1394 nucleotides. RefSeq lists its product as uncharacterized. The transcript has 2 exons. The coding region runs from base 6 to 1394 and encodes 462 amino acids. Lineage: Eukaryota; Metazoa; Arthropoda; Insecta; Lepidoptera; Tortricidae. The record is from RefSeq and is a predicted model, not a curated record.